AUGCCAUGGUUUUCAUCUUGGAUUUCAAGCGAGGGGACAUCAUAUAUUCAUCUGGAGCUGGAUACAUUUAUUUCUUGGAUUAUUUGCUCCCUUUCCUUCUCGUCGGCUAGAUCUACUUGCCUUGACUCUCCUGCUAGAGUGUCAGAUCACCGACUUUUGUGUGGCCGUCAUGGUUUUCUAUUGCCUCUGGAAAUAUUGCUAGUUAAUUACUACUUCUGUAUGGAUCCUCAAAUAGAACCAUUGAGUGUACACGGUUUUGAUGAUGCCCCCAGAAAGCUGCUUGAUCGUCUGAUGUACCCAGGGCCAUAUUACGAUGGAAGAGUAAAAUCAAUCUUCUUUGGCGGCUGGGCCUGUGGUGUUGGAGCCUCUGCUGUUCUUAGAGCCACAGCUGAACUCGUGAAAUCGGAAAGAAGUGAUCCUGACAUGAGAAAGCAUAUUGAAAAAGUUAUCCAUGUAGACUGCUCUUUUUGGAAGAAUAGAAGAACUACGCAGAGGGCAAUCGCGGAGGAGUUACAUCUUGGCCAUGUAAUGCCCAUAUUUGAUAAGCAGGACAAUGAUGAUGACUUUAGAGGGGUAGACGUCAGCUCUAGAGUAGAGAUACCAAGCAUCAGCAGUGAGAUCUAUUUAUCUCUAGCAAAUGAAAGAUUUUUGAUGAUUUUUCAUUAUGGGGGAGAAGAAGACAUUGAUUUGGCAGCAUGUGGCAUUCCCAAUCCUGAAUUUGGAACCUAUGCUUCAGGUAAACUGUUAUGGAGCAGUUAUGGAAGAUUUAAGCUCACAGAGGAAAAAAUAAAGUUAAAAACCAUCUCUGCUUACUCUAGAGUGAUUUAUUUGGAUCCCAUGUAUCAGAUGUACAGUGAACUUCCGAGUCAACUUCUGCAUCGUUCAUUGCAUGAAGAAGCUGCUGAAGUCAUUGGUCAUAUCGGCAUGUAUGACGUCAACCCAGCAACAGUUUUGGAUUGCUUCAUGUACUCACUGUUUUUGACCGAGCAACUACAUGGAAAGUCUAUCAGUGCUGACUAUGGUUGGGAUACUCAUGCGUGCAACUGCUGGAUAUGUGAUGGCAUCCUUCAAGGGGACAAAGCUUGCGAUGUUGGCAGUGCAUUGUAUGGAGUGAUACGGAUGUGCUAUAGUUACUAUGGAGACAAAAUAUUAGCACGCUAUUUGGAUGGACAUAGAGAACGAUAUGAAAGUUGGAUUUCAAUCUCCUGCAACCAAUUAGCGCAAGAUAUCUUAGUUGUUCCUGUCAAUGCAUCAUCAUAUUUUCUAACAUUUUGGGGAGAUGGUCAGCUGACAGUACCAAAUGAUUUAUUUCAACAUUCUAGCAACCUCCGUGUGCUAAAACUUUGCAAUUGCAGCUUCGAUUUUGCAUCCCCUCCUUUUCAAUGUUGUCGCAACCUGAGAUUCCUUUGGCUUGACCAUUGCACAAACACUGGAGGGGAGCAGGUUGGAGGGCCAUGUUUCCCAAAUCUGUCGGUGCUUGAUGUACGCUUCACUUGUUUUCUCUUGUUGGAAGAGAUGAUAGAGCUGAUGACCAAUCUCAGGGAGGUAAAUACCAAGGGUGUCUCAUGGAGGAUAGUAAGUCAUGCAUGGAGAAGUCUACAGAACCUUCAGAAGCUUCGGUUAACUGAAUCCUUAGAUGUGAUCACGGUGGACACCUGCCCUUCUGUUGAUAUGAUUAAUCUGGAGCUCCAUGACUUGUCAGGUAACAUUCAUAUGAAAUCAAUGCCGACAAUGUCAUCAACAUGGUGCUUGAAGAUGCUUGUUCUUGAUGGGUGUUCCAGCUUGGGGCAUGUUGAGCUCGAAGGAGCCCCUCCACUGCUCGAGAGUUUUAGCUUCGAUGGUUAUGGUCCAGCAAAGAAGUGGACACAUCACAUACAACUUCCAAAGGCGGAACAACGUCCCAAGUCUCGCACUGCUUUAGUUCAAGAAGCAAUGAUGAGAAGGAUAUCUCUGAAGGGUUUUACUCAAUUGCAACACAUGUUCUUGCGUGCAUUGCCCAACCUUGAGGAGUUGGACCUCUCUGGCACAUCUAUUAAAACACUUGACCUCAAUGCAAUGGAUGUUGCACAACUCAAGAAGCUAUUCCUGUUAGGUUGUGAACAGCUCUGUAGCCUACUCUGCGACGGAAAAAACCCUCCAUUGGAAGCUCUGCAUGUAGACACUCGGGGGAAGACUGGGUCAACGACCUACUGCAGAGAACAAAAUUCCUCUGGCAUUCAGGCAAUUAUGGCUUUUACAGAUGGAAGGUUCAUUUGGUCCAUAAUAAAGGGUCUUUGUGCUAUGCAUGGCUCCAAAGUGCAUGUCCAUAUCGCUUCUAAAAUCCACAACCAAGUCAACAUCACCAAAAGUAUUGAACACGUUGGGCGUAGUCAAGAAGGUCCGGUUCCAACAUGGCCCUUCUUGCCUUACAAUGAUAUUGUCGUUAACAAAGAUAUUGGCAUGUGCUCGUCCUUGGUGUGGGAUCAUUGUCAACUUUAUCCUUUGGAUGUUCACAUUGAGAUUGGUGAAGAAAGCCACCAUUUAGAGAGUAUGAAUGACCAUGUAAUGUUCUUGCAUGGUUCCUCCAUAGGGGAUAAAGUGCAAUCGUUGCAUGUGCAUGACAAUGUCUCGGUCACAACUAUCAUUCCAGAGUUAUCACUACAUUGGAACAGUCUAGAAUGGUGUCAUGUUGAGAGAUGCCCUAAGAUGCACAAUGUCUUCUCUCGUUCGGUUGGAAUUAAUACCUUUAACUCAAUAAGGAUAUUUUCUGCAUCUGAUCUCCUUAUGGCCCAUUGCAUCUGGAGUAGACACAUUGGACAUCACUGUGGGCUACAACACAUAUACUUGUACAACUGUCGUAGGCUGGCGUUCGUGCUCCCCAUUUCCUCCACCUUGCCAAACUUGGAGACAAUUCAGAUUGCAUACUGUCGUAACAUCCAACAUAUUUUCCCACUAUAUCAAAACCAUCGCCGUAUAGCAUGUGGUGUCACAUUCAAGAAGCUGAGGCACAUCAAGCUAUAUCAUCUCCACAAGCUAGAGAAAAUAUGCGAGGUUAGACUGUUUGCGCCAGCGUUGGAGACGGUCAGCCUCAGGGACUGCUAG
Messenger RNA from Triticum turgidum subsp. durum (durum wheat), 3081 nucleotides. Lineage: Eukaryota; Viridiplantae; Streptophyta; Magnoliopsida; Poales; Poaceae. The record is from the annotation of a GenBank genome assembly.